UCAGGCCUCUUGGCGCCUUCCUUGCUUGGGAGGAGCUGGUGGAGGGUCCCUGUCAUCUCCCUUGGCUCACCUGAGGAGACAGUGGUGGUUGCUGUGCUGUGCUGGGGUUACCCCAGCACCAUCCUGCACCCCACUGGGUCACAAACUGCAAGUGAACAAGAAACAGGCUGUUCUUCUGCAGAUGGUCCAUCUGCCCCAUGCUCCUGCCCUCUUCCCUCCCUGCCCCUGGUGCCUGUCGGUGCUCCAUGAUGGUCCCCAACGGCCUCUCUCCUCCCAAGGUUUUUGUGGAAAGGGCCAAUCUGAGCCUGGUGCAGCGGCGGCUGAAGCUGAAGGGUUUCCGGGAUGCCUACCCCCGCUUCCCCCCCAUCCAGUCCAUCCACGUCUCCCAGGAUGAGCGCGAGUGCAUGAUCGACCUCAGCGAGUUCAUGAACCCCUCGCCCUACACCGUGCCUCAGGAGGCGUCUCUGCCACGGGUGUUCAAGCUUUUCCGAGCCCUGGGGCUGCGGCACUUGGUGGUUGUGGACAAUCGUAAUGAGGUGGUGGGCAUGGUUACCCGCAAGGACCUCGCCAGGUACCGGCUGGGGAAAGAAGGCCUGGAGGAGCUCUCGCUAGCACAGACGUGAUGUGGGGCAGUGCUGCCCAGCAGAGACGUGCCCCAGGACCCCCCUUUUGUGGGAGGCGGGGAGAGGACUGAGCCAGCCUGUGCAGGCAUUGUGGUGCCCGGAGCACCGGCACGGCCAUGCUGCCCCGGCUUUCCUGCCCGUUGCUGCCUUCCCCUGUCUACUGCCUCCUCUUCUCACCCCUUCCUCUGCUUCCCCGAGGGAUCAAAAUGCAUCCUUGGCUCAGUCAGCUCCUGGCGUAGGCUCUCCCUGAGGGCUGGGUGAAGGUUGGAGGGUGCCGGUGGAGCAGAAGUGCCCUGCUGAGCUGGGCACAGUCCCUUUGCCAUGGCACAUGGCCUCCAUCGCCUCAACCACCCAGCCUGGGCUGUCUGGGACCUGCCCCUGCUGCAAGGCCUGUGUGGGGCACGGAGGGGACAUGGUGGGGCCCCCUCCUGCCCCCAGGGCCCUGUCCCCCCUGCCCUGUGCUCCGCUGGCUGGGUCGGGCUGAGCCCUGAGGCAGGUCCUUGCACCUCUGCCCCUCUGGCCAGAGCAGGAGGCUGUGCCCUGCUCGGCUGUGAAUAAAAGGGCGCCGGUGUUUCAGCAGCUGCCGCCUCUUGCUCUUUCUUGGCUCUCUUGGCCACUCUGACCCUAGCCCCUCUGUGUGCGGAGACACCCCUGGGGUUCAGGGCAGGGAUGGGGGGGGAAGAGCUGCCUGCUCUGGGGCAGUGCAGGUCCUGCAGCCUGUGUCCCUGGUGCAUGCCCCUCUGCCACUCCUGUCCACUUCCCAUCAUUGCUGCUGCUGCCUCUGCCUGUGCUGGGGUCCAGAGUCACCCUGGGUGUGCUUCUGCACUUGCUGUGGCUUCUUCUGGCCUUUUCCAGCAGCCCAGGUCCUGGCAGGUACCCCAAACCCAGCUCUGGAUCUGGCCAGGGAGAGGGGGCAGAGCCUGCACUCCCCUGGGUGAUGAGGAGGGCUCCAGCCCUGGCACCUCAGCUCCCCCAUCUCCUACCACCCUUGCCCCUCGCCUUGGCAUUGCCCUGGG
Egretta garzetta (little egret) is the source of this 1639-nucleotide messenger RNA. RefSeq names its product H(+)/Cl(-) exchange transporter 7. The coding region runs from base 198 to 623 and encodes 141 amino acids. Lineage: Eukaryota; Metazoa; Chordata; Aves; Pelecaniformes; Ardeidae. The transcript is spliced from 3 exons. The record is from RefSeq and is a predicted model, not a curated record. Gene Ontology annotation, cellular component: lysosomal membrane; intracellular membrane-bounded organelle. Gene Ontology annotation, molecular function: chloride transmembrane transporter activity.